GCGGUCUUUUAGUCAUGAAGGUCGUGUUUGAAAUGUGACAAAUUUUUUGUACAUAAAAUGAUUCAAAAAUUAUGCAAUAUUAAUGGAUUUUUCAUAAAUAUUAUCCGUAGUAAAAGUUAUAAGCAGGGAAGUGUUUUAGAGUCCUAUUGGAAUAAAAUUCGUGAUGGAGAAUUCACUCUUGAUAAAAGUCAAUUGAAACUUAUCGAGAUCCUAGAUGACUUGAAAGAACAAUCAAGCUCUUACGUUGUAACCAAACCAAACGUAUUUUCUAAGUUAUUUGGAAAGAAGAAAGUAGAUGUUCCAAAAGGCUUAUAUAUUUAUGGAUCAGUGGAGAAAUUGAAGGAUGACAACUACUCUUCUUGGUGCAGUGAUAUGAAGUUUGCUCUCAUCGACCGGAAUCUAUGGAAUAUCGUCACUGGAAAAGAGACCAAGCCCGAAAUUAGCACGGAUUGA
Uloborus diversus is the source of this 453-nucleotide messenger RNA. RefSeq lists its product as uncharacterized. The transcript is spliced from 4 exons. Lineage: Eukaryota; Metazoa; Arthropoda; Arachnida; Araneae; Uloboridae. Bases 58 to 453 code for a protein of 131 amino acids. The record is from RefSeq and is a predicted model, not a curated record.